CCUCUGUCGUCGUCGUUCACCGCUGGGCCCUCGAGUUGGCCAUGGCGCUCUGCUUCCUCCAUGGCUGCCAGCCGUCCGUGAUCCACCGGGACCUCAAGCCAGGAAACCUCCUGCUGACGGCCGAGGGGCAUCUUAAGGUCUCAGACUUCGGUCUCAGCAAGAUCUUCGACGCCAACUCGUCGGACGGGACGUACAGGAUGACGGGGGUGACGGGGACCCUCCGCUACAUGGCGCCUGAGGUCAUGCGGUCCGAGGCCUACACGGAGAAGGUGGACGUUUACAGCUACGCGUUCGUCUUGUGGUUCAUGUGCACGGGCGAGAGGCCGUUGAUGGGGAAGGUGCAGCAAGACUUCCUCGAUGCCGCCACCCGCCACUUCGACCUCCGUCCGGACCUGGAGGAGAUCUCCUACAAGCCCCUCGCCGCCCUCAUGGCGUCCGCAUGGCACGGAAUUGCGGACCAGCGACCGACGGCUGCGGAGCUUGUGGCGAGGCUCCGAGCCAUGCAACUCCCGAACAACCCCAAGGAGAAGGCAUGCAAGAAGAGGAGCGGAGCCAAGUCGUGCAGCAUCUCGUAGACGAGGGAGAGAGCGGGGAGAGAGUGGACGAGGGAAGAGGGAGGGGAGGGAGCAAGAGAUUGUUUGGUGCCUGAUAGCAUAUUCACUUGUC
Messenger RNA from Guillardia theta CCMP2712, 666 nucleotides. RefSeq lists its product as hypothetical. Gene Ontology annotation, molecular function: ATP binding; protein kinase activity. Gene Ontology annotation, biological process: protein phosphorylation. The transcript has a single exon. Lineage: Eukaryota; Cryptophyceae; Pyrenomonadales; Geminigeraceae. The record is from RefSeq and is a predicted model, not a curated record. Bases 42 to 575 code for a protein of 177 amino acids.